UCCGGGCAAUAUACUCGAAACAUUUUCUCUUACUUUUAUAGAAACGGGAUUUAUAACAAAUGUAACCAAGAUACAUGACUGAUAUAUACAGUAAAGUUUGAAAUAUUUAUAUCUUACGUGAUAAUAUGGUUACUUUUGUAUAUUGUUUAUAGUGAUGUUAGAUCAAACGUGACCUGAACAUAUGAAACACAUUUAUAAAAUGGAUCUCUUGUAUACAAUUGUGCUGCUUGCAACCUUGAUCGUGUCCCAGAUCCGCCAGGUUGAAGCGCAAACACAAUGUGCAGAACAGAGGUUUUGCAGCGAAUGUAUUACUGCGCACAACGAGUGCGCAUGGUGUAACGAUGUGGAGUUUGCGGAUACUCGAUGUGCGAUGAACACCAGUAUACUGACUUCGAAGGGUUGUCAAGAGAUAAAGUCACCUACUAUCAACGAAACUAAAACGCAGAAGCUGGACCAAGAAAAAUGUUCCCAAGGUAACGGGACCUACGAAUGCGGGGUUUGUAAGUGUAGACCGGGACGAAGCGGCGAGUUCUGUCAAUGUGAUAAUAAGGAAGGGGAUACUGUGCAGCAAGAGGCGAAAUGUAGAAAGGACAAUGGUACAAAAGUUUGCGAGGACCAAGGUACAUGUAAAUGUGGCCAGUGUGUGUGCCUGAGGAACUACUUAGGUCCGUAUUGUGAAUGUAACAACAACAUGUGCAUCAAGCCAGGAAGCACGGAAAAAUGCAGCAAUCAUGGGCAAUGUAAUUGCGGAAGAUGUCUAUGUAAGGACGAUUAUGAUGGUCAACACUGUGAAUGCCCUCCGAAACGCAAUUGUAAACAUCCGGAAACAGGGAUGGCGUGUAAUGGCCAUGGAACGUGUAAGUGCGGAAAGUGUGAAUGCGAACCCGACUAUGAGGGACCAACGUGCGGAGAGUGUCCUAAAUGUGAAAGGUGUAGCAAAUGCCGGUACAGAGAAUGUGUCAAGUGCAUCUUAGAAAAUGAAAAGCAGACAGCCAUGAUCAACGAGACAGCUAUUCCGCUCGCGUGUCAGUUAAGCUGCCCGAAUCUUCUAGUCACAAUGGUCAACAAAUUCAAUGAUCCCGAUCCCUGUGGCUUCAUUGUGUCGAAGAAAUGUAUAAUCAACUACUUAGUGGAGUGUUCAAACGAUACUGUCCGGCUCAACAUCGCCAACAAGAGAGAUCAUGGGCAAUGUAAUUGCGGAAGAUGUCUAUGUAAGGACGAUUACGAUGGUCAACACUGUGAAUGCCCUCCGAAACGCAAUUGUAAACAUCCGGAAACAGGGAUGGAGUGUAAUGGCCAUGGAACGUGUAAGUGCGGAAAGUGUGAAUGCGAACCCGACUAUGAGGGACCAACGUGCGGAGAGUGUCCUAAAUGUGAAAGGUGUAGCAAAUGCCGGUACAGAGAAUGUGUCAAGUGUAUCGUAGAAAAUGAAAAGCAGACAGCCAUGAUCAACGAGACAGCUAUUCCGUUCGUGUGUCAGUCAAGCUGCCCGAAUCUUCUAGUCACAAUGGUCAACAAAUUCAAUGAUCCCGAUCCCUGUGGCUUCAUUGAGUCGAAGGAAUGUAUACGCAACUACUUAGUGGAGUGUUCAAACGAUACUGUCUGGCUCAACAUCGCCAACCAGAGAGUGUGUACGUAUCCCUCCGAUGCCUUGCUUAUCGUCCUCCCAAUCCUUGCUUGCAUUCUCGGAGUAGGGCUCUUAAUGAUCAUCAUUUGGAGGAUCUACUUCUUCUACGACAAGAUCGAAUAUCCGCGGUUUGAAUAUGAGACCCAGCACGGCAUAUUGAACACGGAGGACAAUCCGAUAUACGGAACCCCGUUGACAACCAAUCAGAAUCCAGUAUACAACGGCGGCGCAACGGACUAA
Messenger RNA from Mya arenaria, 1867 nucleotides. RefSeq names its product integrin beta-like protein 1. Gene Ontology annotation, biological process: cell-matrix adhesion; cell adhesion mediated by integrin; integrin-mediated signaling pathway. The record is from RefSeq and is a predicted model, not a curated record. Gene Ontology annotation, molecular function: integrin binding. Gene Ontology annotation, cellular component: integrin complex; cell surface; focal adhesion. NCBI's taxonomy places the organism in Eukaryota, Metazoa, Mollusca, Bivalvia, Myida, Myidae.